Messenger RNA from Xyrauchen texanus (razorback sucker), 662 nucleotides. Its product is annotated as insulin-like. The transcript is spliced from 3 exons. Gene Ontology annotation, cellular component: extracellular region. The record is from RefSeq and is a predicted model, not a curated record. The coding region runs from base 65 to 391 and encodes 108 amino acids. Gene Ontology annotation, molecular function: hormone activity. NCBI's taxonomy places the organism in Eukaryota, Metazoa, Chordata, Actinopteri, Cypriniformes, Catostomidae.
CUCUCCUGCUCCUCUACCAUCUACUUCUGUAGUUCUCGUCCUCUGCAUUAAGAACAGUGUGAUUAUGGCAGUGUGGCUCCAGGCUGGUGCUUUGCUGUUCCUGUUGGCUGUCUCUAGUGUCAACGCAAAUGGAGGGGCCCCGCAGCAUCUGUGUGGAUCUCACCUGGUUGAUGCGCUCUAUCUGGUCUGUGGUCCAACAGGCUUCUUCUAUAACCCCAAGAGAGAUGUUGACCCCCUCCUGGGUUUCUUUCCUCCUAAAUCUGGCCUGGAAAAUGAGGUGGCUGACUUUGCAUUUAAAGAUCAUGCUGAGCUUAUAAGGAAGAGAGGCAUUGUGGAGCAGUGUUGCCACAAACCCUGCAGCAUCUUUGAAUUGCAGAAUUACUGCAAUUAAAGAACCUGCACAUAUCUAGUGACAACUGCCAAUGACACCACCUGUUUACAGACAGGUAUCAGCCUUAAAACACUGUUUUUCAUAGAAAAUACAUUUUCAAAUUAAACCAUGAAGUUUUUUCAUUUGUAUCUCUAAAGUGCCUUAAUUUGUAUUAUCCAUCAUUGCAGAAUGAAAAGUGAACAGAAUAAGCAAUUUAAAAAGUGCAGACAUCCCUCAUGCACUGUUUGGUCAUUUCUGACAUAAAUCAAUUUUGUUUCUUCAAUAAAACUGG